UCAGGAAUUUCAAUGCAUGAAGUGCUACCACGAAUUUUUGUUGGAGGUCUUCCUGAUAUAGAACCUGCUGAAUUGGAAAAGAAUGAUAUAAGAACAGUUCUGACAGUCAUGGAUAUAGAUACCUUUACAAAAGGACCCAAUAUAUCUUAUCAUUGGGUUCAAAUGUUAGACAUGCCUCAAGAGAAUAUAAAGAAGAUGUUUCCUACCUUUAUCAGAAUCAUCUCAGAAUCCAUCUUGCAAGGAAAUAUUUUGGUUCAUUGUCAAGUAGGCAUGUCUCGCAGUGUGACAGCAAUAAUCAGCUACAUGGUUGCCAUUCUAGGAUUCACUGUAGAGCAGUCUCUUAAAUUUAUUCGUGAAAGAAGGCCAUGGGCCUGUCCAAAUAAUGGUUUCAUGGAUCAACUGUUAGAAUUACAGAAAGAUGUAACAAGCGGACGAUGGAGUUGUGACGAAUACCAAACAACAGCUGUAUUUCAUCACGAGUUAAUCAAAGAGCAACAACAAUCCAAUCUAACAGCUUAUGCAUCUGCUGAAGCUGCACUCCAAGAAAAGAUCAAGGAAAAAUUGAUGUCUAGAGAAUGUAACACAAAUGUUCAACAGAAAGAAAGCUGUUACAAAUGCAAGAAAUGCCGAAAACUUUUGUUCGGUGACCAAGAUCUUGAGGCACAUCAAAAAGGGACUUCAUUGUCUGCUGUCUAUGGGGCAAAAGGUGUAGAUGCCAACUUAAAGAGAUGCACCUCUUUUUUCUUAAACCCAGAUUUACCCUGGCUACCAAAACCUGAGGGAGUUGUUGGUGGUAAAAUAAACUGUGAUAAGUGUGCUGCUAAAAUAGGUAACUUUAGCUGGACAGCGACACAGUGUAGCUGUGGAAUCUGGAUAACACCAGCCUUUCAAGUACACAAAUCAAAAGUAGAUAAGGUAUAGCAUGCGACAAAUUUGUAAUAAAAGCUUGCUUUUUUAAUCAUAGAGUUUUUAUCUGUGUUAUGUGAUAUAAUCUGCAAUUUGAAAUUGAACUUUAAAAAGCUAAAUAUUGAAAUAUUUCAAUCAAUCAAUUCAUGAUGCAUAAUUUUGCAUAAUUUUAUUAUACCCUCAAAAUGUGACCAGUUAUGUGUCUGUUAAUAUUAAAGUAUCUGUGGUACAAUAAAACACAAAAAGUGUAAACGAAUGUGAAAAUGAAAGCAACUUUU
This is a messenger RNA of Bolinopsis microptera, 1184 nucleotides long. RefSeq names its product dual specificity protein phosphatase 12-like. The transcript has a single exon. Gene Ontology annotation, molecular function: protein tyrosine/serine/threonine phosphatase activity. Lineage: Eukaryota; Metazoa; Ctenophora; Tentaculata; Lobata; Bolinopsidae. Bases 13 to 921 code for a protein of 302 amino acids. The record is from RefSeq and is a predicted model, not a curated record. Gene Ontology annotation, biological process: protein dephosphorylation.